Messenger RNA from Eptesicus fuscus (big brown bat), 3685 nucleotides. It is a transcript of the gene ADAMTS18, whose product is annotated as ADAM metallopeptidase with thrombospondin type 1 motif 18. Gene Ontology annotation, molecular function: metalloendopeptidase activity. The record is from RefSeq and is a predicted model, not a curated record. Bases 1 to 3669 code for a protein of 1222 amino acids. Gene Ontology annotation, biological process: proteolysis; extracellular matrix organization. Lineage: Eukaryota; Metazoa; Chordata; Mammalia; Chiroptera; Vespertilionidae. The transcript is spliced from 23 exons. Gene Ontology annotation, cellular component: extracellular matrix.
AUGGAGUGCGCCCUCCUGCUCGCGUGCGCCCUCCCCGCCGCCGGCGCGGGCCCGCCGUGGGCUCCGGCGGGACUGGGGCGCGUGGCCAAGGCGCUCCAGCUGUGCUGCCUCUGCUGUGCCUCGGUCGCCGCAGCCCUAGCCAGUGACAGCCACGGCGGCGGCAGCGGAUUGAAUGACGAUUACGUGUUUGUCACACCGGUAGAAGUGGACGCGGGCGGGUCCUAUAUUUCCCACGACAUUUUGCACAGCGGCAGGAGAAAGCGGUCAGCGCAGAGUGCCAGCAGCUCCCUGCAUUACCAAUUUUCAGCAUUUGGACAGGAGCUCCACUUAGAGCUGAAGCCCUCGGCGAUUUUGAGCAGUCACUUUAUUGUCCAGGUACUUGGAAAAGAUGGUGCUUCAGAGCCUCGGGGACCCAGGGUGCAGCGAUGUUUCUAUCAGGGAUUUAUCAGAAAUGACAACUCCUCCUCCGUGGCCGUGUCUACUUGUGCCGGCUUGUCAGGUCUAAUAAGGACACGAAAAAAUGAAUUCCUCAUCUCGCCAUUACCUCAGCUGCUGGCCCAGGAACACAACUACAGCUCACCUGCAGGCCACCAUCCUCAUGUACUGUACAAAAGGACCGCCGAGGAGACGGUCCAGCGUUACCAUGGCUACCCAGGCUCCAGCCAGAUUUAUCCUGGUCAUACCCUCAGUCACACUCCCCACACGGACCGGAGUCAAGAAAGAGAGCAUCACCAUCGAAGGUCGCAGAAGCAGCAUUUUUGUGGACGACGCAAGAAAUAUGCCCCCAAGCCUCCCACAGGGGACACCUAUCUCAGGUUUGAUGAAUAUGGGAGCACAGGGAGACCCAGAAGAUCAGCUGGGAAGUCACAAAAGGGCCUAAAUGUGGAAACCCUUGUGGUAGCAGACAAGAAAAUGGUGGAGAAGCACGGCAAGGCGAACGUCACCACGUACAUCCUCACAGUCAUGAACAUGGUUUCCAGCCUGUUUAAAGACGGGACCAUUGGAAGUGAUAUAAACAUUGUUGUGGUGAGCCUCAUUCUUCUGGAACAAGAACCUGGAGGAUUAUUGAUCAACCAUCAUGCAGACCAGUCUUUGAAUAGUUUUUGUCAGUGGCAGUCUGCCCUCAUUGGAAAGAAUGGCAAGAGGCAUGACCAUGCCAUCUUACUCACGGGAUUUGACAUUUGUUCCUGGAAGAAUGAACCAUGUGACACUUUAGGGUUCGCCCCCAUCAGUGGAAUGUGCAGUAAGUACCGAAGUUGUACCAUCAAUGAGGACACGGGGCUUGGCCUGGCCUUCACCAUCGCUCAUGAGUCAGGGCACAACUUCGGCAUGGUUCACGAUGGAGAAGGCAACCCCUGCAGGAAGGCUGAAGGCAAUAUCAUGUCUCCCACCCUGACUGGAAACAAUGGGGUAUUUUCAUGGUCUUCAUGCAGCCGGCAAUAUCUCAAGAAAUUCCUUAGCACACCUCAGGCUGGGUGUCUGGUGGAUGAGCCCAAGCAAACAGGACAGUAUAAAUAUCCGGACAAACUCCCAGGACAGAUUUAUGAUGCCGACACACAGUGCAAGUGGCAAUUUGGAGCAAAAGCCAAGUUAUGCAGCCUCGGCUUUGUGAAGGACAUUUGCAAGUCACUUUGGUGCCAUCGCGUGGGCCACAGGUGUGAGACGAAGUUUAUGCCUGCAGCGGAAGGGACCGUUUGUGGCUCGAGUAUGUGGUGUCGCCAAGGCCAGUGUGUGAAGCUCGGGGAGCACGGCCCCCGGCCCAUCCACGGCCAGUGGUCCUCCUGGUCCAAGUGGUCAGACUGCUCCCGGACGUGCGGCGGAGGAGUCAGGUACCAGGAGAGACACUGCAACAACCCCAAGCCUCAGUAUGGUGGCAAGUUCUGUCCAGGCUCUGGCCGCAUUUAUCAGCUGUGCAACAUUAACCCUUGCCAUGAGAAUAGCUUGGAUUUUCGAGCCCAGCAGUGUGCAGAAUAUAACAGCAAACCUUUCCGGGGAUGGUUCUACCAGUGGAAACCCUAUACAAAAGUGCAAGAGGAAGACCGGUGUAGACUGUACUGCAAGGCUGAGAACUUUGAGUUUUUUUUCGCAAUGUCCAGCAAGGUGAAAGACGGAACUCCUUGCUCCUCAAACAAAAAUGAUGUUUGUAUUGAUGGGAUCUGUGAACCAGUGGGAUGCGAUCAUGAACUUGGCUCUAAAGCAGUUUCUGAUGCCUGUGGUGUUUGCAAAGGUGAUAAUUCGACCUGCAAGUUUUAUAAAGGCCUGUACCUCAACCAGCAUAAAGCAAACGAAUAUUACCCGGUGGUCGUCAUCCCCGCGGGAGCCCGAAGCAUCGAAGUCCAGGAGCUGCAGAUGUCCUCCAGUUACCUCGCCGUCCGGAGCCUCCAUCAGAAGUACUACCUGACGGGGAGCUGGAGCAUCGACUGGCCCGGGGAGUUCCUCUUCUCCGGGACCGUGUUUGAGUACCAGCGCCCCUUCAACCGCCCAGAACGUCUGUACGCGCCAGGACCCACGAAUGAGACGCUGGUCUUUGAAGUUCUGAUGCAAGGCAAAAACCCGGGCAUAGCCUGGAAGUACGCGCUUCCCAAGGCCACCAAUGGAACUCAGCCCAUCGGCAAGAGGCCCACCCACGCCUGGAGCACGCUGCAGACCCCGUGCUCCGCCUCCUGCGGUGGAGGUUACAUAAGUGUAAAGGCCAUUUGCUUACGAGAUCAAAAUACUCAAGUCAAUUCCUCAUUCUGCAAUGCAAGGACCAAGCCAGCAACUGAACCCAAAGUAUGCAAUGCGUUCUCCUGCCCUGCCUACUGGAAGCCAGGCGACUGGAGCGUGUGCAGCAAGCCAUGCGCGGGGGGCCAGCAGAGCCGGAAAAUCCAGUGUGUGCAGAAGAAGCCCUUCCAGAAGGAGGCGGCGGUGGUGCACUCCCUCUGCCCCGUGAGCACACCCACUCAGGUCCAGGUUUGCAACAGCCACGCCUGCCCCCCAGAGUGGAGCCUCGGGCCCUGGUCUCAGUGUUCCAAGACCUGUGGGCGCGGGGUGAGGAAGCGGGCAGUGCUGUGCAAAAGCGCCUCCAGGGCCGAGGGCCUCCCCGAGAGCCUGUGCGCCGGUGUCCCCAGACCAGAGUCGCAGGAGGGCUGUGUCCUGGGGCGAUGCCCCAAAAACACCCGGCUACAGUGGGCCGUCUCCUCGUGGAGCGAGUGCUCGGCCACCUGCGGGCCGGGGGUGAGGAAGAGGGAAAUGAAGUGCAGCGAGAAGGCCUUCCAGGGGAAGCUGAUAACCUUCCCGGAGCGAAGGUGCCGCCACAUUAAGAAACCCAACCUGGACUUGGAGGAAGCCUGCGGCCGAGGGGCCUGCCCAGCGCGGCCCGUGUACAAUGCGGCAGCUGGAUGGUAUUCAUCGCCAUGGCAGCAGUGCACGGUGACCUGUGGGGGAGGGGUCCAGACCCGAUCGGUCCACUGUGUGCAGCAGGGCCGGCCUUCCUCAAGCUGCCUGCUCCGACAGAAACCUCCGGGGACACGCGCCUGUAAUAUGAACUUCUGCCCAGCUCCUGAAAAGAGAGAGGAUCCAUCCUGUAUCGAUUUCUUCAACUGGUGUCAUCUAGUUCCUCAACACGGUGUCUGCAACCACAAAUUUUAUGGCAAACAGUGCUGUAAGUCAUGCACAAGGAAGAGCUGAUGCCCUCCCCAGCACC